AUGGCGCAAUCACCCCUCAUCGUCAUCCUUGCGGGUGCUGCCGUUUCCUACUUUCUGUAUACUCGCAUCGCACUCUACCUCGCACGCCGCCGCUUCAAGAAGGAGCACAACUGCCAGCCAUGCAAAGCCCAGUUUCACAAAGACCCCAUUCUGGGACUGGAUGUCAUGAAGGCCAUGGCCAAAUAUAGCAAAGAACACAUCACCCUGCAAGAAACCAAGAAGCGCUACGAGAGGCUCGGCAACACUUACCACAACCGAAUCGUCAACCAGCCUUAUAUCAUGACCUGCGAGCCCGAAAACAUCAAAGCCGUCUUGAGUUUGAGGUUCAAGGACUACAGCUUUGCCCACCGACAGCCUGCUUUUGGUCCUCUUUUGGGUCAUGGUAUCUUCAACGCAGAUGGCGACCGCUGGGCUAACAGCCGUCAUCUCCUACGCCCCAACUUUGCACGCGAUCAGGUUGCCGAUAUUGAUGCUUUCGAACGCCACUUCAACCUUAUGCUCAAGCACAUUCCCAAGGAUGGCUCGACAGUUGACUUGCAAGAUCUCUUCUUCCACCUGACGCUUGACACCGCAACCGAAUUCUUGUUCAACCACUCGACCGAUUCACUUCGCAUGCUUGGUCAGGAAGACGCUGAGAAUGAAGACACUAUCUUCGGCAAGGCGUUCAACUUUGCACAAGAAGAUGUUACCGUCCGCGCUCGCUAUGGCCCCCUUGAUCGCUUCAGGAGAAACGUUGAAGGCAAGAGGGCCAUCGAAAUCUGCCACACAUACAUUGAGAAAUUUGUCGACGAUGCUCUGCAGUUCCGACAGAACUUGGAUGCUGAAAAGGCUGCUGGUGGUGACAAGUAUUACUUCAUCCAGGAGGUGGCAAAGCAGACAACGGACAAGAAGAGGAUACGCGAGGAGCUCAUCAACAUCCUGCUUGCUGGCCGAGACACGACUGCGAGUUUGCUGAGCAACAUGUUCUUCGCUAUUUCCAAGAACCCGGAAAUCUAUGCAAAGCUUAGGGAGGAGGUCGCCACACUUGAAGGACGCACACCGACAUACUCAGAACUGAAGAACCUCAAAUACGUCAAGUGGUGUCUGAACGAAUCACUUCGCAUCCACCCCGUUGUACCUGGAAACUCACGCUACGCCACCCGCGACACUGUACUGCCCCUAGGUGGUGGUCCCGACGGCCGAUCGCCACUCUUUGUUCUCAAGGGCACAACAGUUGGCUACUCACCAUACACAAUGCACCGCCGUCAGGACAUCUAUGGACCGGACGCUGACGAGUUCAAGCCGGAGCGCUGGGAGACACUGCGUCCUGGGUGGGAGUACCUCCCGUUCAACGGUGGCCCACGUAUCUGUCUCGGCCAGCAGUAUGCGCUUAUUGAAGCUAGCUACGUCACCGUCCGCCUUGUACAAGAAUUCAAAGCCAUUGAGAGCAGAGACCCUGGGCCAUGGCAAGAAGGUCUAACACUGACCCUUUGCUCGCUGAAUGGCGUCAAGGUUGGUCUCACACCAGCAUAG
Messenger RNA from Bipolaris oryzae ATCC 44560, 1512 nucleotides. RefSeq lists its product as uncharacterized. Gene Ontology annotation, molecular function: heme binding; oxidoreductase activity, acting on paired donors, with incorporation or reduction of molecular oxygen, reduced flavin or flavoprotein as one donor, and incorporation of one atom of oxygen; iron ion binding. The coding region runs from base 1 to 1512 and encodes 503 amino acids. Lineage: Eukaryota; Fungi; Ascomycota; Dothideomycetes; Pleosporales; Pleosporaceae. The record is from RefSeq and is a predicted model, not a curated record. The transcript has 2 exons.